UUUUAUUUUUCUUUAAUUAUUUUUUUUAAAUCAACAAAAUAAAAUUAAAAAAAAUAACUCAAACCACCCUCACCCGCUGCCAGCCCCUCUUCCUCCCUCCCCCCGCUUUGGCAAAUCGUUCUCCAUUAAAUCCCCAAAUCAAAACUAAACCAAUUUCCUAAUUUCAUAAUAAUAAACUUAUUCUUGAAUUUCAAAAGGAGAGAGAAAAUGAUGACAAUAGAAGAAGAUCAAGAAGAAUACAACUGGAGAGAAGUGCAAUUACCGUCGCAAAUACCAAAACCUGAAUUAGAGAGAGAAACUGGAGAGAGAAGGAGAGGCCGUGAUGUUGUAAUUGCAGUGGAUCAUGGGCCCAAUAGUAAGCACGCCUUUGAUUGGGCCUUGGCCCAUUUUUGCCGCCUCGCUGAUACUCUUCACCUUGUUCACGCUGUCUCCAAUGUGAAAAAUGAGGAUGUUUACCAAGCAACUCAGAUCCUGAUGGACAAAUUAGCUGUCGAGGCUUUCCAAGUUGAAAUGGUGAAGUCUGUCGCUAGGAUAGUGGAAGGCGAUGCAGGAAAGGUCAUCUGUAAGGAAGCAGAGAGGUUAAGGCCUGCUGCUGUGAUCAUGGGUUCUAGAGGCAGAGGUCUGGUUCAAAGUGUGUUGCAAGGGAGUGUUGGUGAAUACUGCAUACAUCACUGUAAGACAGCACCAAUCAUAAUUGUUCCUGGGAAAGAAGCUGGUGAGCUAUCAGCGGUUUAGUUGUGAAGGUCACAAGUCAUUCGAUUGUGUUGAUCGGUUGUGUUUGUAUUUACUAUAAUGUGUGUAGUGUGUAGUACAUUAAGAUUGUAUGUAAUGAAAACUUUAUUUCUGUAGUUAAAUUUGUUGUUCUAAGCAUUUGUAUAAUUAUAUAUCUCUUUUGUUGUAAGCUUAUGAGUACUUAAAAUGCUUUCUUCA
Messenger RNA from Chenopodium quinoa (quinoa), 930 nucleotides. Its product is annotated as universal stress protein Slr1101. The record is from RefSeq and is a predicted model, not a curated record. NCBI's taxonomy places the organism in Eukaryota, Viridiplantae, Streptophyta, Magnoliopsida, Caryophyllales, Amaranthaceae. The transcript has 5 exons. The coding region runs from base 208 to 735 and encodes 175 amino acids.